AUGGCGGCCGCGGAUCCCCGGUCGUCAAGUGACGGCAGGCCGGCUAGCAAGGGAGGAUACCCGGGCGGGGAGAGCAGCAAGGACCGCGACGGACCGGGCGGCGACAAGGGGCAAGACGAACAGGACCGAGGCAGUUUCGAGUGCAACAUUUGUUUCGACACUGCAAAGGAUGCUGUCAUCAGUAUGUGCGGACACUUGUUCUGUUGGCCCUGUCUACAUCAAUGGUUAGAGACGAGGCCGAGCAGACCACAGUGUCCAGUGUGUAAAGCUGGUAUCAGCAGAGACAAGGUCAUCCCACUGUAUGGGAGAGGAAGCUCCAGUCAAGAGGACCCCAGGUUGAAAACUCCACCACGGCCACAGGGACAGAGAACUGAGCCAGAAAGCAGAGGCGGGAUGUUCCAUGGUUUUAGCGACACCAAUUUUCACAUGUCGUUCGGCAUCGGCGCUUUCCCGUUCGGUUUCUUCACGACGGUUUUCAACGGCAAUGACCCCUUUCACCGAGCAGACCAGUACCCAGGUGAAGCUCACGGCAAUGGCGCUAACAUCAACAACGGGAAUUACAAUUGGCAAGAUUCCCUCUUCCUGUUCGUGGCUAUUUUCUUUUUCUUUUGGCUGUUGAGCGUGUGA
Messenger RNA from Nerophis lumbriciformis (worm pipefish), 627 nucleotides. NCBI's taxonomy places the organism in Eukaryota, Metazoa, Chordata, Actinopteri, Syngnathiformes, Syngnathidae. The record is from RefSeq and is a predicted model, not a curated record.